Messenger RNA from Mycotypha africana, 2154 nucleotides. RefSeq names its product glycoside hydrolase superfamily. The transcript is spliced from 7 exons. Lineage: Eukaryota; Fungi; Mucoromycota; Mucoromycetes; Mucorales; Mycotyphaceae. Bases 1 to 2154 code for a protein of 717 amino acids. The record is from RefSeq and is a predicted model, not a curated record. Gene Ontology annotation, molecular function: beta-glucosidase activity.
AUGGAGGAAGCAACAUCUCGGCUAGCAGCUAUCGACUCAACUAAUGACUUGCUUUUAAAUAACGAUGACGCUGUGUUUACAGCUUCAGCUCAAGAACUCAGACCGUCCAAUAUCCAAAUUCAAAAUUCAGGUACCCAUUUCAUCGAUCAGCACGGCCGAGUUUUGACUUUACGGGGCAUUAAUGUCUCUGGCUCAUCGAAGCUUCCCAGCCACCCACUUUCUUCUAGAGCUACUCACCUGUACGAUCCUUCAACUUUUUGGGAUCAUCGCCAUGUCCGAUUCAACGAAAGGCCGUUUCCUUCACUUGAGGAAACUCACGAUCACUGGAAACGCUUGCAAUUAUGGGGUUUUAAUACAAUACGGCUGUUAGUCACCUGGGAGUCGAUUAAUCACGAAGGGCCUGGAAUUUAUGAUGAUGAGUAUAUCGACUAUUUGAGACAGAUUAUCGGAAUCAUGCCAGAGUAUGGUUUAAGAUGUAUUAUUGAUCCACAUCAAGAUACGUGGUCUAGGUAUUCCGGCGGUUCAGGGGCACCUGGAUGGACAUUUGAAGUGGCUGGCAUGAACAUUGAGAAUUUUAAAGAGACGGGUGCAGCUUAUGUGCAUAAUACAAAUGCUGUGCCUGGUGACCCAUUACCGAUGGUCUGGCCAACCAAUUACACAAAACUCGCAUCUUGCACCAUGUUUACUCUCUUCUUCGGUGGCGAUACAUUUGCCCCUCAUCGCAAAUAUGACAACGACAAAUCUAUUCAACAAUUCUUAAACGACCAUUUUAUUCAAGCUUACCAACAUCUCGCUACCCGACUGGUCGACCUGCCUGCUAUCUUGGGCUUUGAGUUCAUGAACGAACCUCAUCCUGGCUACAUUGGCCUAAAGAAGCUUGACUCUUUUGACCCGGUCACCAACCUCAUUUUCGGCGACUCACCAACGCCUUUACAAUGUUUUGCUCUAGGUGAUAGAAUAACGCAAACUGUAGAUGUGUAUAAGAAGUCAUGGCCUUUUCCUACACGCAAAUCUCACUCACGCAAGAUGAACACGCAACAAGUAUCUGCUUGGCUUGAUGCAGAGAAAGGGUGUAUUUGGAAAGAACAUGGUGUUUGGAAACUAAUAGAGGGUGGCCAGCCACAUCAGCAGCAGCCCGUAUUGCUCGACACACAGUAUUUCGCCAAGCAUCCUUUGACAGGUGAAAAAAUAUCAUUUUACAAUGAUUUUUAUUUACCUAUUGUCAAACGCUAUGUGAACAUGAUCAAAAGCGUGAAUAAAAAUUGGUACUGUAUGGUAGAGCCAUUAGCAAAUGAGAGACCUCCUGUGUACAAAGACGCAGAAAACGUUGUCUUUUCCCCUCAUUGGUAUGAUUUAAACAGUGUGUUCUAUAAGAAGUUCAAUGGAUUGGUAACGCAUGACGUACAAUGCUUGCAGAGGGGCGGUAACGUUUUUCAAGCCACUUACUUCGGCCUCAAAGGGGCUAAGAAAAAUUACCGAGGACAGAUCCGAAAUAUUAAAGCAGAUGGUAUACAAAAUAUGGGGCAGGUGCCUUGUAUAUUGGGAGAAACUGGAAUUCCAAUGGAUCUGAAUAAUGGAGCUGCUUUUACAGAAAAGCCUAAUUUUGUUCACCACGAACAAUUUAUGGAUGCUGUUUUAUACGCUAUGGAAACAAAUUUGAUGAACUACAUAUUGUGGAAUUAUGACUUAUGUAAUGAUCAUGAGCACGGAGACCAUUGGAACGGUGAAAACUUUUCAGUGUAUUCAACCUAUAAACUACCUAAGAAAACACCAGAAGACAAUGAUAAGUAUAAAUAUUACGGAGGAAGAGUCUUAAAGGCUAUACUGCGUCCUUAUGCUGUUAAAACAGCAGGUAUACCCAUAUCUAGCGAAUUCAACAUGGACAAGCUAUCCUAUACCUUCUCCUUCAAGCCAUUUACUAGUAGUAACAGUGAAUCGCAUUCAUUCAUUACUGAAUUCUUUGUACCUUAUUUCCACUUUGGUGGCCAAUCUUUGACUAUCAAGAUUAGUAGGGGCGAAUUUGAUUAUCAAGAAGAAAAUCAGACUCUGUAUCAUACAUAUGAACCUACUGCUUCAGAGAGCUCUAUCACAAUCUCUCUGGAAGUACGUCAAGAAAUUAAAAGAGGCUUAUCUUCCCGUACAAUCUGCACUUGA